AUGGUACGAAGAAGCAAGAAUACGUCAAACACAUCUCCAGUGAUUGUGGAGGUCGAUAGUGUACAGGGACAAAAUGGUGCCGAUACCUGGACAGCCAUUGAGAAUGGCGAAGCUGUGACAGCUAGAGAGGUAUUCUACAAGAAACCAGUUCCUGAAGAACCACGGGUGAAACAUUACGAGAAGUUCAAAAACAAGAAGCAGCGCUUGAGUGAUGGUUCAGCGGCUGAACGGGUAGAAAUUCUCAAGCGCAAUCAGAAAGGAGUCAAAAGAAGAUUAUCUACUGCCAAUGGAACCCCAACUGAAUCCCCAGCGAAGAAGGUUCCUCUCAAAAGAGCGAAAAUGAAUAAUUCUGAUGGCGACGUUAAUGUUUUCGCUGACAUGAUCAAGAAGAAGAAGGAUGCUAAUGGUAUCAAAGCAAGGAAUGGGACGAAAAUGAAAAUCUUGAUGGAUUGGAGAGCGAUGAUACUUAUAGUAAGCAUUUUGUACUUAUUAGGAUAG
This is a messenger RNA of Cylicostephanus goldi, 498 nucleotides long. The record is from the annotation of a GenBank genome assembly. Lineage: Eukaryota; Metazoa; Nematoda; Chromadorea; Rhabditida; Strongylidae.